AUGAAUCCGGCGACUGAACUUACACCAGUGCCAUUAGCAUCAGCGCUAUCAAAGAAGUUCGAUGCAUCGAAAAUAAUCAAGGAAGAUUUGGAUCUCUCAUCGAUUGGUGAAGCAGGAAGACUUGCUUUUUUACUGCACGGUGUAUUUACACCAGCGGAGUGUGAACGUUUGAUUAAAAUAUCCGAACACACAGGAUACACACCAGCGUUAGUACAUGUUGGUGGCGGUAAACAAGUUCUCAUUAAAGGAUACAGGGAUGGUUUAAGGGUGCUAGUCGACGAUCCAUAUUUUGUUAGCCGUCUUUUGCAACGCAUAUCACCAUUUCUACCUCAAGUAUUCAAAGGCGAGAAAUUGAUUGAGAUUAACGAACGAUUACGGUUUCUACGCUAUGACCCUGAUGAUCAAUUUAAGCCGCAUUGUGAUGCAUCUUAUGCACGACCAGACGAAUCGGCCAGAACCCUAAUUACGUUGCAGAUAUAUUUGAACGAGGGUUUCGGAGGAGGCGAGACAACGUUUUUGGAACGUAGAAAUGGAAGCAAACGGGUGCCUGUUGUUCCGCAAACAGGAAUGAUAUUGGUGUUCGAACAUAACAUUUUGCAUGAAGGCUCUGUGGUGAAAAGUGGUCAAAAAUACACAAUUCGAACGGAUGUACUGUACACAAUGAAGAAAUAA
Molecule: messenger RNA, 672 nt
Organism: Bradysia coprophila
Lineage: Eukaryota; Metazoa; Arthropoda; Insecta; Diptera; Sciaridae
Biological process (GO): peptidyl-proline hydroxylation to 4-hydroxy-L-proline
Cellular component (GO): endoplasmic reticulum
Molecular function (GO): procollagen-proline 4-dioxygenase activity; iron ion binding; L-ascorbic acid binding
Source: RefSeq, a predicted model, not a curated record